AUGAGAGGAAAACAAAAAAAUGAUAAAAAGAAGCCUGUAUGUGUUUUGAAAAAUGAGAACGAUGUAAAAAUAAAAAGUCAGAAAAAGGAGAAAAAAAGCCGGUUGAAAUAUAGUGAUGGUGAGGAUAAUGAGGACGGGGCACCAGACGAGGUAACAUUCAAGGAGGGUCUCGAGAAAAUGCUCAACAAGAAAAAAAUUAUUAUGGAAAAACUUGAAGAUGACGAAGAAAGGUUGAAAGCAAAACGCAAACGACAGGAUGAACUCUACAAAGAACAAAAAAGAAAGAAGUUGAAUGAAUUGGAGGAAAUGAAGCUGCCUGAGGAAGUUCUCGAGAGUGUUCAUAAUGACCCGAAACAGUCAAAAAAAUGCAUAAAAAUAAAAAUCAGUGUUGAGGAUUUUGUGGAAGAGUUUUUUGAAUUGAAUAUUAGUGGUGCUACUGUAAUAGCUUUGAAUGCCGGCAGUGAUGAUGAGAUGGGAGAGGAUGAUGAAGACACGGCCAACAUGCAUCAGGACGGUGAGGAAAAUGAUGACAUGAGUGUUGCCGAUAAUGAGGAGGAUGUUAAUGAAGAUGUGGAUGAUGAAGAAGAAGAAGAGUUCAUUCCACUCUCGAAUAAGUUAGGAAGUGUUUCCCUUUUAUGCUCAUUAUUAUAA
Helobdella robusta is the source of this 651-nucleotide messenger RNA. RefSeq lists its product as hypothetical. The transcript has 5 exons. The record is from RefSeq and is a predicted model, not a curated record. The coding region runs from base 1 to 651 and encodes 216 amino acids. NCBI's taxonomy places the organism in Eukaryota, Metazoa, Annelida, Clitellata, Rhynchobdellida, Glossiphoniidae.